Tupaia belangeri chinensis (Chinese tree shrew) is the source of this 1758-nucleotide messenger RNA. RefSeq names its product Zn regulated GTPase metalloprotein activator 1A (gene ZNG1A). The transcript is spliced from 15 exons. The coding region runs from base 733 to 1551 and encodes 272 amino acids. Lineage: Eukaryota; Metazoa; Chordata; Mammalia; Scandentia; Tupaiidae. The record is from RefSeq and is a predicted model, not a curated record. Gene Ontology annotation, cellular component: cytoplasm.
UUGCCUGUCAUUUCGGGGGUUAAUGAUGCACCCACACUUGUGCUUUAGACUCCCGUUUCUCAAGUUAGAUCGGAAGUUAGUCUUGCAUUUUGAAGCGAGGCUUUGAAGUCCGGUCUUGCCACCUAAUUUUCCAUGUGACCUCUGACAGGUUAUCUUUCUGAAACUCAUUCACCGCUCCUAAAAAUGGAGCUAAUACCGGUCACCCGUUCAGCUGGUUUGCUCAUCUGCCAAAUGGGGCAGGAAACACCUGCUUUAUAAGUAUUGUCAUUAAAAGCUGUCCUGUCUUUAAAAUGCUGGACACCUGGGAGCAUUUCUCAGUGGCUUCCCCUUUACCACGAGCCAACUCUUCAGCUCUUCAGGCAAACAUUCAUGCAAAGUACAGUACUACUCUGAUCUCAAACGUGUCUCAAGCUGUGUUUGCAAAGCAUUGUUGGAGGAAGAAUAAAGACUGCCCUCUGAGAUUCUGUUUCUCAAACUGAGGACGUUAAGGAAUGCACAGGGAUACUUGAAACCACAGGUGCCGGGAAGACAACACUUUUGAACUAUAUUUUGACAGAACAACAUAGUAAAAGAAUAGCAGUCAUUUUAAAUGAAUUUGGAGAAGGAAGUGCUGUGGAGAAAUCCUUAGCUGUCAGCCAGGGUGGAGAGCUCUAUGAAGAGUGGCUGGAACUUGGAAAUGGUUGCCUCUGCUGUUCAGUGAAGGACAAUGGCCUUAGAGCCAUUGAGAACUUGAUGCAGAAGAAGGGGAAAUUUGAUUACAUAUUGUUAGAGACCACUGGGUUAGCAGAUCCUGGUGCUGUGGCUUCUAUGUUUUGGGUCGAUGCUGAAUUGGGGAGUGAUAUUUAUCUUGAUGGUAUUAUAACUGUUGUGGACUCAAAAUACGGAUUAAAACAUUUAACAGAAGAAAAACCUGAUGGCCUUAUCAAUGAAGCUUCUAGGCAAGUUGCUUUGGCAGAUAUCAUUCUCAUCAAUAAAACAGACUUGGUUCUAGAAGAGGAUUUAAACAAAUUAAGGACAGCCAUUAGAUCAAUAAAUGGACUUGGAAAAAUUUUAGAAACACGAAGAUCAAGAGUUGAUCUUACCAGUGUUUUAGAUCUUCAUGCCUUUGACAGUCUCUCUGGAAUAGGUUUGCAGAAAAAACUUCAUCAUGUGCCAGCAACACAACCUCACCUUGAUCAGAGUAUUGUUACAAUCACAUUUGAAGUACCAGGAAAUGCACAUGAAGAAAAUCUAAAUGUCUUUAUUCAGAAUCUCCUAUGGGAAAAGAAUGUGAGGAGCAAGGACAAUCGCUGCAUGGAGGUCAUACGGCUAAAGGGGCUGGUGUCAAUCAAAGACAAACCGCAGCAGGUGGUUGUCCAAGGUGUCCAUGAGCUGUAUGACUUGGAAGAGACUCCAGUGAGCUGGAAGGAUGACACUGAGAGGACAAAUCGGUUGGUCUUUAUUGGCAGGAAUUUAGAUAAGGAUAUCCUUAAACAACUAUUUAUAGCUACUGUGACAGAAACAGGAAAGCAGUGGACAACACAUAUGAAAGAAGAUGGAAUUUGUCUGUAACACAAGAAGCUUUUCUUCUCAAAAGGAUUGGAUGACAAAGAUGAGAAUAACUUUCCUACUCAGUGUAUUUCUAGCAUCUAUUUUCAUGAUUUCUGUUAAGAAUUUCAGUGUACUUUAAAAUAAUAUUUAUUUUAUAGGACGCAUAAAUUAUAGUAAACCAGUACUGUAAAAUAUUUGACAGUCAUACAAUAAAUAUAAUCUGCUGAA